Molecule: messenger RNA, 1112 nt
Organism: Pelagomonas calceolata
Lineage: Eukaryota; Pelagophyceae; Pelagomonadales; Pelagomonadaceae
Source: the annotation of a GenBank genome assembly
GCUGGAUGGUCGCAUAAAUACGCCAGUGCGCCUGGAAUUUGCUGAGCUGUACGCAAAAAAAGUAGCGCGAGGCGGCCCACGUGAAAAACUGCAGCGCUCAGAGCAGGAUAAAAGGUGCAGGGAGAGAGCAGUGCAGCAAAAUAAAUAAUCGCGAUGGCCAACAACAACCACAAAAGCAAAGAGCUCUUCCCGGAGACGAACGCCUUCUUCCGCGGCUUAUUUACGACGGCGAAACCCGAGCCGCCGAAGACCGUGCGCGAGCUGCGCCGCGCGAUCUCGGCGUCGGGCCUGCGCCACGCGGACUGCGUCGAGCGGUCCGAGCUGGAGAAGCGAUAUACAGACGCCGUCAUCGCCGCGCGGGACGCGCCGGGAAAAGAAGGAUUAGAAGUAGAGCAGACGCUCGUGCGGGCCGGCGCCGCGACGCUCGAGGUCAUCGACGGCCUCCGCUGCUUGUGUGUGGGCGCCGCGGCGCCAGAAUUAGUAGUCGUGCUCUACCACGGCUACGGAGCGCACGGCGUCGAAUUUGCGGCGCUGGCCGCGCUGCUCUGCGAGCGCUUGUUGCCGCGGCGGCUCCAGGUCGUCCUGCCGCAGUGUCCGAGCGGCGAGAGCUGGUUCGAGCUCGACGUGACGAAGUACCUCUACGCCGUAACAAUGGGAGAGGCGGCGAAGGCGCGCGUCGUGCGCGCGACGCCCAACGGCGUGCCCGAGAUGCGUUGCCGCCAGCGCCAGUUUCUCCAGACGCUCCGGCGCCGGGCGGGCGUCGCACCAUCACAGAUCUGCCUCGCGGGCUUCUCGCAAGGAGCCAUGGUCGCCGUCGAUCUGGCACUGGACGCGCCCGAGCCGUGCGCGGGCGUCGUCGCGCUCUCGGGCUUCGUCAUGUGCGUCGAGGACUGGGCGCGCAAGCUGCAAGGUAAGAAGGGGCUGCGCGUGCUCCAGCUCCACGGCCUCGAGGACCGCACGAUCCCCUACUACACGGCGCCCUGGCUGCGGGACCUGCUCCAGACGAACGGCGCGCGGGUCACGUUCCUGCCGCAGGCGUGCAGCCACGAGUGCGGGCCCGCGUCGGCCUCCGCCAUCCUGGCCUUCCUCGCGGGGCUGUUCUAGUGUGUGUG